Syngnathus acus (greater pipefish) is the source of this 2000-nucleotide messenger RNA. RefSeq names its product alpha-2,8-sialyltransferase 8E-like. Gene Ontology annotation, biological process: oligosaccharide metabolic process; N-glycan processing. Lineage: Eukaryota; Metazoa; Chordata; Actinopteri; Syngnathiformes; Syngnathidae. The transcript has 6 exons. Gene Ontology annotation, molecular function: alpha-N-acetylneuraminate alpha-2,8-sialyltransferase activity. The record is from RefSeq and is a predicted model, not a curated record. Bases 267 to 1379 code for a protein of 370 amino acids.
UCUUUUUUGGGGGGGGGAGGAGGUAGAGACCUUGAGAAGCAGCAGCUUUUAAGCUUCGGGGACGACGCUGACGAUUGUUGAUUUUUUUUUUUUUUCUGUGUCAGGUGAGGAAGACAUCGCAAGGACGUUCUUUGCAUGAAAAGUGAAAUCGAGGGGUAAGUUUGGAGGUGAGGUAGAUAAGGGAGAGGUAGAGGGAGGUGCGGCUGAGGUUGGAGUAGGAAAUAUGACAGCACUUGAACAUUGGCCCAGAGGUGGAGCGCUCGGCGAUGUCUUCCCCAGCUGAAAUGGAAGAAAGCAAGCAAGCAGGAAUGGCUCAAGGCAUCUCCUUUCUGAUCGUACUGCUCUGCUUUGGCACCCUGCUGUUCACCGUCACCUGGUACUUGAUUGAUGACGAAAGUCCGGUGGGUACUUACAAACCACCACAUCAGAUGAAAGGUUCGCCUAAUCCCUCCGCGCUUUGUAAAGGCUGCAAGGAACUGAUUGAUAAUGUGUUGAAGCGUCACUCGAAAAUCUGGAAGAAGAACGAGACCAACUACCGAGCGUUUACCUCCAGGCUGAGCAGAUCAUGUCGAGGCUACGAGAGGGCCAUCGUCACGCAGGCAAACAUGCCUAUCGGAACCAAGAUGCAAUACGAUGGCGAAAAAAACAAGAUCCUGCAGGUGACGCCAAACAUCUUUAAGACCUUCGUAAAGGAGCAUCCGUUCGCGAACAGGUCAUUCGACACGUGCGCCGUGGUGGGGAACGGAGGCAUCUUGAUGGACAGUGGCUGUGGGAAAACCAUCGACUCGGCCCAGUACGUGAUAAGGUGCAAUCUACCGCCUUUGAACGAUGAAUACAGCCAACACGUGGGCGUCAAGACUGACCUCGUCACGGCCAACCCGAGCAUCCUGGUAGAAAAGUACGAUUCUCUGGUGGGACGACGGCGGAAUUUUGCGGAGAGACUCCAGUCCUACGGCAAGGCCUUGGUCCUCCUUCCCGCCUUCUCCUUCAUUGGCAACACAGGUCUGUCAUUGAGGGCGGUCUACACCAUGGACGACUUUGACAGCACCACUCAGGCCGUCUAUUUCAACCCGGAAUAUCUACGCGACCUAUCCCGCUUCUGGAGCAGCAACGGCAUCAAGGCCCGCCGGCUCAGCACGGGCAUCAUGAUGGCCAGCAUGGCUCUGGAGGCCUGCUCCAACGUGCACCUGUACGGCUUCUGGCCCUUCAGCAACCACCCGCACGGCCUUUACACAAUGACUAAUCAUUACUACGACGACAAGAAGGUCAACGCCCAGUUCCACGCCAUGCCCGUUGAGUUUGAAAUGCUGCUGAAGCUGCACAGCCAGGGCAUCCUCAAGCUUCACCUCGGGGAUUGUCCAACCGAUAAAAAGCCGUGACUCAUUUGCACUGGAGAAAACACUGAAGACUUUUCAAACUGGAAGGAUGAGCUAUUGUUUUUAAAAGCCACAUUGAGGCAUUUGAAGGAACUCACACAGUGCAAUUAGAUUAUUUUUUUUUUUUUCUCAAAAGGAACGAGAAUUCUGUCAUCCCUUCAUGGAAAGAGUCUUCCAGAUCUUCUCAUCCAGGAAUUGUCAGAUGCUCGUUUUUUCUUUCUUUUUUUUAAUGCAGAUUUUACUCAAUUGAUUUGGGGGACACAACUGUGAAUUGAGCAUUUUGGGUGAGAAUUGGGGGCUUUUGUUGUUCUUUUGGAUGGUUCCUAUCAUUCGCUCACAUUGAUUGUUGUUCAUGUUGAACCCGCACAGACUGGAGGUACUUGUUGGGAACAUUAAUAAGCAAGAAAUGAGCCAAAGCACUGUUCAGUGCUGACGCAUAAUAAGCAAACGUUUUCUAGCUGCACUGAGAAGAAGACAUUCUGUUCUUUUGAAGGCAACUUCAUUGGAGGUUAACAUGUUGUGCCUGAUUAGCAUCAGAAUAAAAAUAGAUGAAUGUUGAAAAUGAAAGCUUUGCUGUUAAUUGUUGUAUAGUAUCGGCAAAUAAAACUCUAGCAAAUAAAAAAA